Messenger RNA from Recurvomyces mirabilis, 1365 nucleotides. RefSeq lists its product as uncharacterized. Bases 1 to 1365 code for a protein of 454 amino acids. Lineage: Eukaryota; Fungi; Ascomycota; Dothideomycetes; Mycosphaerellales; Teratosphaeriaceae. Gene Ontology annotation, biological process: methylation. Gene Ontology annotation, molecular function: methyltransferase activity; nucleic acid binding. The transcript is spliced from 3 exons. Gene Ontology annotation, cellular component: cytoplasm. The record is from RefSeq and is a predicted model, not a curated record.
AUGGACUACCUCAUUCGCCUCGUGCAAAUGCAUGAGACAUUUCGCAAGCCCGAACUCGAUGCACUUGCAGAUCUCGCUGGGCUGGACGUCCAGUGGCUGUCAUACUCACUAGCUUCGCCUUUUGCAAUCGUUCGCUUUCCGCCAGGGAUCGAUACAACUGUAGCUGCUAGGACCUUGAUAUCACGCUCAUUACUAUGUAACGCCAUCUACGAGCUCUGGGGCACAGGAACGGACUACACCACCCUGCAUGCAGACAUUCGCCACCGCACCGAAUUUCUAUGGCCUCACUACCGUGAUGUCUCCUUUCGCUUCGAACUGGACUCCUUCCAUGGCAGCCGCACAACAGCCGAGCAGCGCAGCAUCAUCGAGACAUUCGCGUACAUGGACUUCCAAGGCCCAAUCGUGAUGAACAGACCAGACCAUCAGUUCCGUGUCUUCGAGGACUCGGAGCUUAUAGGCACGACACCACAUGCUCUACAUCUCGGUCGUCUAGUAGCUACAAGUGGAAGGAAGGCGAUGAACAUGUAUAAUCUCAAGAAACGGAGAUAUAUUGCCACGACAUCUAUGGAUGCAGAACUCUCCCUCAUCACUGCAAACCUGGCACAAGCAGGGCCUGGCAGGAUAGCUUACGAUCCAUUCGUCGGCACCGGCUCAUUCCCUCUAGCAUGUGCACACUUUGGAUCUAUGGUCUUUGGUAGCGAUCUCGAUGGACGGUGCAUCCGCGGCAAAGGCGACAAGACCGUGCAGAGUAACUUUGAGCAGUACGGUACUUCUACCUUGUAUCUGGGAGGAUUAGUCGCCGACAUCACAAACACACCACUUCGCGAGGAGCGGCUCCUGAACUGCGUUGUCUGUGAUCCACCCUACGGUGUGCGGGAAGGUCUGAAGGUGCUAGGGAGCAACAGAGCUGUACUUCAGGAUGUCGUCUAUCUGGCUGAUGGUAAGCAAGCACAUCUUCAGCCCAAUUACAUACCACCGAAAAAGCCUUAUAGCUUUUUAAGAAUGCUGGACGAUAUUCUAGACUUUUCUGCCACGAGACUAGUAGAUGGAGGACGAUUGUGUAUGUGGAUGCCCGUCGCCGGGGCUGUAGACCUGGACGACCACUCCGAGGCGCAGGCUGUCAAGGAUGCCGAGUAUGAGAUUCCACGGCAUCCGGCCUUAGAGCUCGUUGCGGUGUGUACGCAGGACUUCAAUAAGUGGUCUCGACGACUCUUGACAUAUCGGCGGGCGCCAGGCGAGUCUGUGGAUGAGGACGCAAUGCUUGCGUAUCAAGCGCAGAGGCUGACGGUCGCUAAUAUGGAGGACGACGGAAAGAAAGCCGAUGAUUUGAACGCUUUUCGGCGCAAGGUCGUCGCUGACGUGUAA